Molecule: messenger RNA, 567 nt
Organism: Nicotiana tabacum (common tobacco)
Lineage: Eukaryota; Viridiplantae; Streptophyta; Magnoliopsida; Solanales; Solanaceae
Source: RefSeq, a predicted model, not a curated record
GACGAUGAAUUGGUGCUGACUAGUUAUGUGCUGGAGCUGAUUUGGAGCAUUUCUUAAAAAUCAAGAACGAUGAUUCUUGAUUAAGUCAAUUAUGGAACUAAGGGCAUUUCUUAAAUAUGAAAAGUUGCUUGAAAGACCAGAACAGAAUGUACAUAAAAAAGACAGUUAUUAUAUGGAUAAGAAAGCAUCUGGCAAGGAAAUCUCUGAGGAAGUGACUCGGGAGUCACUAAUCGCCAUAUCAUACUCUGAACCAGAGAAGGAUCUUUCUAUUGAAUCUGAACCUGAAAACUCCAACUGUGAGAAUGUAGUGAAAUCUGUUAAUGACGACGAAGAUAAUAAAUAUAGAUCAGAGUUGAUCUCCAUAUCCUAUGAAGAGAGUCACCAGACACUGAAGUUGAACUAGUUUCACCUGGAGAAUUCAAGGGCUAAAUAAAAACAGCUGGUUUUAUAGGCCAGCUCCAUGUUAAAAACUCUUCUUUUGCUACAUGUUAUUUACUCAUAAAGGACUGGACAUUGCUUAAAACUUGUAGUGUUUCAUGUAUUAUACAUUUGAAGUCUGUUGUUGUA